Pomacea canaliculata is the source of this 1480-nucleotide messenger RNA. Its product is annotated as arsenite methyltransferase-like. Gene Ontology annotation, molecular function: arsenite methyltransferase activity. Bases 204 to 1295 code for a protein of 363 amino acids. The transcript is spliced from 10 exons. The record is from RefSeq and is a predicted model, not a curated record. Gene Ontology annotation, cellular component: cytosol. NCBI's taxonomy places the organism in Eukaryota, Metazoa, Mollusca, Gastropoda, Architaenioglossa, Ampullariidae. Gene Ontology annotation, biological process: arsonoacetate metabolic process; toxin metabolic process.
CUGACUUACAUCGCCUCCUCGGUCUCUUGUAGACGGAGUGACUGCCCCUAGUGCCCCUGGACCCAAUUUUUCAGUCAGGAAGCUGUGGGAGAUUCCGAGAGACACCUGGCGACGAAAAAACACAAUUCAGUCUUGAAAUCAUCUGCAUCAAUCCAUUGGACAGACUGUGAACACGUCAGCCCGAAGAUACCCUCUGCACAACCAUGUCUUCCUGUGGAAAUUCGCCACAAGCGUCUUCUGACCUGGAUGUUAUAGAAUCCAUGAAGGACUACUACGGCAAAGAGGUCAGAACCAAAGACUCCUGCGCCACGGGGGUCACUACGCUGACCUUCUCGCCUGAGGUUCGCAAGAUCGUGCGCGAGGCCUUCGAUGACGUACACGAUGAGGUCACGGUCAGAUACUAUGGCUGCGGGCCUGCAAUACCGGAAGCGAUAGAAGGAUGUAGUAUCCUUGACCUUGGCAGCGGCAGUGGGAGGGACUGCUUCGCGCUGAGCAAGCUGGUUGGUCCGUCAGGUCACGUGGUAGGUGUGGACAUGACACAAGAGCAGCUGGAAUUUGCAAGAGGUUACAUCGACUAUCACACUCAGAAGUUUGCUUACAGCCAGCCCAACGUGGAGUUUAUCUUUGGCUACAUCGAAAAGCUCGUGGAGGCUGGUCUGCAACAAGGAAGUAUCGACAUCAUCAUUUCCAACUGUGUGAUAAACCUCUCCCCUGACAAGCAGGCGGUGCUGAGGGAGGCGCACGCUGUCCUCAAGGACGGAGGGGAACUGUACUUUAGUGACAUGUACACUGACACCAAGCAGACAGACGAGAUGAAAAAGGAUAAGGUCCUCUGGGGGGAGGGAAUCGGAGGAGCCUUGUUGUGGGACGAGCUGUACCAGCUGGCUGCUGAGAUCGGCUUCAGCUCUCCACGUCUUGUCACAGCAAAGCCCGUAGAUACCAGUCAGUUUAGUGACCGAAUAGGUUCAGCCAGGUACGUAGCUGUGACAUACAGACUGUUCAAACUACCCGCACAAGGAGUAAGUGGACCUAGUCGUGUCUCCUACAAAGGUGAUAUUGCAGGUUGCCAGGAGCGGUUGAAACUUGACGACGUCACAGUAUUUGAGAAAAAUGAAGAAAAGGUGGUGGAUUCUGAGCUGGCGACCAUUUUGACAACUUCCCGUUUCAAACAGUCCUUCAAUAUUACCAACGCCCCGGAUGCAACUCCAGAAACGAAAGAUCCGAAGGUAAACCCGUUUGAGCUUCUUGACGAGCGGUGUGCCAAGCCCUGUGUGCAAGGAGCGUGCGCUCCAUGACGUCCUCGUCACAACGAUCAUCUGGCCGAUGAGCGAAACUACUACACUACUGACUUUUCCUCCUUGCUGGGGGUUUUUCCUCCCUUUUGUAACGUGGCUGGCUUAGCAACUUCGGAUUGUUUUACAAUUUUUUUGUGGUGUGAACGUAUAGAAUUUGUUGUAAAGUAAAAUGACCACUGAAAGCA